This is a messenger RNA of Schistocerca gregaria, 7478 nucleotides long. RefSeq names its product ribosomal protein S6 kinase delta-1. The record is from RefSeq and is a predicted model, not a curated record. The transcript is spliced from 14 exons. Gene Ontology annotation, molecular function: ATP binding; phosphatidylinositol binding; protein kinase activity. The coding region runs from base 201 to 3266 and encodes 1021 amino acids. NCBI's taxonomy places the organism in Eukaryota, Metazoa, Arthropoda, Insecta, Orthoptera, Acrididae. Gene Ontology annotation, biological process: protein phosphorylation.
AUAAUAUUUUGCGCAUGUGACGUUUUGUUUUGACGCAAGGUGUCAAGUUUUGAGGGGUUUAGGUGCGGCAUGUAAACAGAGUAGACUGUGUUGUGCCUGUGUUGUUAUGUAAUAUUUAUGAAAAUGAUUACAUAGUUCUCAAGAAGAGAUACACAAGCAAUUGAUGACUGUUGAUUCAUGGAUUGAAGAACGCGACGAUAAUGACACCAAGUCAUGAUAACUGGAUUAGAAAAUUUAUUGUAUCUGAUCCGAGAAAACAUAAAAAAGGUUUCACCGUUUACAAAGUAACGUCAAUAGUAUAUGCAGAGUCAUCUACUGAGGCAUUGGCAAAGACAGUUGUAUGGAAGAGAUACAAUGACUUCAAGAAACUUCAUAACCAACUGCAGAUAAAACAUAAAAAGCUGUAUCUGAAGGACACUUUUCCACCAUUUGUGAAAGCAAAAUUUUUUGGACGGUUUGAAGAUGAUGUCAUUGAGGAAAGGAGGAAGUGUGCAGAGUCAUUAUUGGAGUUUGCAUCUCAUCACUCUGCGUUAUAUAAAUGCAGUGCUUUUGUUAAAUUUUUUGAGUCUGGUUACACAGUCACAGAAAAUAUAGUGGAGGAAGCUCCUAUUGUUUUAGUUACAGGAACUGAUGAAAUAACAAAUAAUACUCCAUCAUUGUUGGACUCAUUGGGCAGCAGAAUGCCACAGGAAAGUAUUGCACCAAGGACUGAUGCAGAGGGUCCUUAUCUGAAGCUAGAAGGUACUUGGAAAUUUCCGCAAGUCCCUGAUUCAAUAUCAUGGAGUUCACAUAGUUCAGAUGAAAGGACUACUUUUACAGAUACUGAUUCUGCUAUCAGUGGUGUUAGUACUCCUUUACAGGGUUCAGAUCUUCAGUUUUUUGAUCCUUUGCAGUCUCCGGAAAGAACAAGUAGAGCAGCAUCAUCACAAGUCAGCAAUAGCUGGUUACUUUCAAUGCCAACAUCUUCAGUAACAGAAGAUGACCUCACAUCAAUCAGCAAUGAACAGACCAUCAGGGCAUCUAGUGAUGGAAAUUGUUUGAUACUUGAUGCUAGUAAGCUUACUCUGUAUGAUAGCCAAGCAUUAGAAUCUGUGACAAAAGAAGCUGGGCAUUCUGAGCAAGUAAAUUUUGCUUCAGAACUAAGCAACUGCAACCGGCAGGAUGUAGCUCUGGGUGACAUAUUUGGUACUACUUCUGGUCAGGAAGCUGGCUACAUAUUUGAAGCAGCACAUCACGUAACUCUAGCCCAGCAGCAGGAGGCAAAUGGGAACUAUGAAGCAGCUUUUACUUGCUACAAAACAGGAAUUGCCUGUCUUCUAAAUGGAGUACAAAAUGACUCAGACUCACAACGGAAAAAGUUUGUACGUGACAAAACAGCAAAAUACCUCCUCCAAGCAGAAAAAUUGUAUAAUGAAAACUUAGCACCAAAGUUGAAGGAGUCUUUUCACUGGAAUGAGUCUGAACAUCAGCUGUCAAGACAUUCCUCAGAACUGAAGUCCUACAAAGUCCUUGGAAUUAUCGAUAGAGUGAUGUUGGCUCUAAAUAGACAAGAAAACAAGUGCUAUGUUAUUAAGGUUCUGCACAAGUCACCAUGUCCUGCCGAUCAAAACAGAAAAACAAUUUUUCCACAGAAUGUACCAUACAUGGUAAAAAUGUACCAUUACAUAGAUACAGAGUCUGCUGUAUUCCUUAUACUACAGCAUGCAAGUGGUGGAAGACUUUGGGACCAUAUCAGCUCUUAUUUUGAAUCACUACCCAAUACUCCUAUACACAUUUCAAGCAAAGGCAAUGCUUAUUAUGGUAAAAAUGUCACCCAUAAAGGAAAACAAGAUGGCUAUGAGACAGAAAUUUUGUCGUCACCUGAGGAAGUGAAGGAAGUUGAAGAAACUCCUAAAGGCAAUGACACCUGUUCAGUUUCAAGUCAGGAUAAUAGUUAUCUGGAUCUGAUACGUGAUUAUGAGUCUGCAUCAAAAACAGUAUCUGUCCAUUAUAGAGAUGAUUCUUCUUUUGUUGGAAAGGAUUUAAAGAACCUUGAUGAAUUGCUUGGUGGAACUGAAGCUAAUAUGACUGAUGCCAAUGGUAAUUCCAUCAAGUGUCCUGUUCCAAGUGUAAGUGUAAAAAAUGGGUCAGAAAGACAAUUUCCAAGCUAUGGCGAAACAGGGGAGACUUAUGGAGGUGUGGACAUAAAAGCUGCAAGUGAGCAGUUACAUGACCAGCCAUCUUCUAAUUCAGAUCCUGCAGUGGAUGCAUUCUCCUUUUCAUGGAAGAAUUUAGAGAGAUUAGAGACUUAUGAUUUGCUAGAGAAUGCUCAGAAAUUGAUCAGAUCUGUGAAUGAAACACUUCUUGAAAGUGAAGUCGAGCUAAGACACAUUGACAGCCCAGUUUCAGAUUCAAAUGGCAUUUCUACAUCACUCUGUGAGAAAAGGAGCACAAACUCAAAUACACAUGCAGAAAAUUGGAAUAAUGAAGUAAAGAGUACUAGCCAACCAAAUGACACUGUUGACAGAGUUGUCUGCAGCAAGACAGACAAAAAAACAUCAAAGAAUGUGAUUCGAGGGAAGUCUUCAGAACCAGCUGGUAGAACAAGAGAGACUCGGACCUCAACCAAUAGACGACGGUCUGUUAAUAGUCGAUCAGAACGAAGAUUUAGUACUGAUGAUAUGUGUGAAGGGCGUGCAAGGACCAUGUCUGGUAGUCUGGAUCGAGGUCAUCAAUGGUCGAGAUUUCUUUCAAUGAAUGAUUGCCAUAGACCAUUGCUGCCAGAAGCUACAGUUCGUGAGUGGGCUGCGCAGUUAGUUCUUUGCUUGGAAUCAUUGCAUCAGUGGGGAAUUAUCUGCAGGGAUUUGCAUCCAGAUAACAUUCUGUUGGGAGAAAGAGGCUCUCUAUUGGUAUCAUAUAUGUGCCAGUUGGGAACAGUUGAUUCUGUUAUUAAUGAAGAAGCUGUGAACUCCUUGUACUGUGCACCUGAAAUAAAAUCCAUAUUUCCAGUGACACCAGCUGCUGAUUGGUGGAGCUUCGGUGCUAUCCUCUUCGACUUACUGACAGGAAAGGCACUAGCUUCUUGUCAUCCAGCAGGAAUUCAGAGUCACACAGUCUUAAAUGUUCCAGAUUAUGUUUCAAAGGAAGCAGUAGAAAUUCUAACAGAGCUUCUGAGGUAUGAUCCUGAAGAAAGACUUGGUUCUGGCAUUAAUGGAAUUGAAAAACUGAAGUCACAUCCUUUCUUCAAAGGUAUAGACUGGAAAGCUAUGCUAGUCAAGAGUUCAUGAACUAGAUAUAUAUCCUAUUUAAUGUGAGCUAUGUUUGUCAAGCUUUUAAUUCAGACGUGUUCAGCAAGAUUAAACAUGUUAUACAGAAAAGAUUAUCUGUACACUUGCAUAAUAAUGCUUUUAAAGCUGGAGAAAUCAAUCAUAAGAUAUUCUGUAAGCUUUUUUGCUUAUUUUGUGACUGAAAAACACAUUUAAAAUAUGUCUCCCAUGAUUACUGAUCUGAAACGAAUUGAAGGAGAAAGAUUGUCUCUGGUUUCAUAAAUUGGCUUUAAAAACAUUAUCUGACACACUGACUUAGAAUCCUUUUCCAUUGUUGCUGUACAGUAAUGUAAAUGUAUAGAAUACAUAAUGGCCAGCCAGGAGACUAAUGUCAUUAUGUAGACUGUGUUACCAAGGAAAGUGGUUGUCAGUGUAUUUCAAAGUCUUUGCAUCAAACAUCUAGGGACGAUAGAUUGUGUCAAAAGAAGAACUUCUGUUAGAUACAAAAUGUUCACUGACAAUUUCCAGCAAUGUUAGGUUUCCUAAAAAGUUGUUCCCCAUGAUACAAUCUAAAAAGUUGUUCCCCAUGAUACAAUCUAUCACCUCUGAUUGUUUGACGUAAAUACUGUGUGUGUGUGUGUGUGUGUGUGUGUGUGUGUGUGUGUGUGUGUGUGUGUGUCUUUGUAAGAAAAGUGUGCAAUUGUUGCUUUAAGUUUCAAAUACUGCAGAUCACUAUGUAUCUCACGAACUUGAUUAGUAAAACAUCUGUUCAAGAUUCUAGUUUCUAGAUGACAGAGAAAAGAACUUCCUGAUGUGUAUUUAUGUGUAGUUGAAAGUUAUUCUGUGCGUGUCUUACUUGAAGAAUAUUAUGCUUGUGAUGCAUGCAGACAGUGGAGUUUGGUGCAGAUAUUGUGAUGUGGUUAUAUAUGAUAAUAUUGUGACAUAUAUACCCAGCCCCAAAAUUUUGCAUAAUGCUGACCAUCAUCUUUUAUGUCACAGUAAUUGAAAGGGCACCAAACAGAAUGGACUGAUAAAAAGGCUGACUAUAUGAGAGUACAAGGAAAACAAAGAUGGUGCCUCCCUGCGACACUUACACCAGCACCAUUUAAAAUUUCACUUAUGUAACACAUUAUUUGUGGUACUACAACUGGAAUAAUUUGCUGUUAGGCCAUAGAACAGUAUGGGAAGGUGAGAAUGACAUAAUUUGUCUCUAAACUUACACAGAAUUAAUUGAAAUGCAAUAAUGAAAGCAUUAUUUGGAAAUUGGUUUUUGAUGUAUAUUGGAGUGUGCAGUUUACAGCAGACAAUUAUAUUGUGAUAGCUUUAAAUGCUUAAUGAUGAAAAUAGCGGUGCAUAAUGUGCAUGCUUUAUUGUAUGAAUGUGCACUCAGAACAAUAAGCAGUGGUUUUGAGCUUAUUUGGUGUAACCCAGUUCUGGAUUUUUUUGUACAUUUACAGCUCGGCACAACACAGACUUGUCAAUAAAACUAUUCUGUAAAUUUAGUUUGCGGCAAAUUACUCAGUGGUGCUUAAGACAGCAGAGAGCUCAGAUUAACAUCUCCAAAGUUUUUUAUGAAUACUAGGGUUUUCAGGUGACAGUCUUGGUAACUUUUUCCAAAUGAUGUGCCAACAGUGGCUAUUACAUGGCUCUAUCAUGUGGCAGUCUGUUAAGAGUACACAAUGUACAUUGCUUUAGUAAGUCUGUACAAAAGCUAGCCUUCAGGAACAGAAUGAUAGAAUUAUAAGCUAGUAUGCUUUGCUCAUUAUUUUUAAAGUUGUGAUGCGUGCAGUACAAAAUUUGGUCACAUUAAUAUAUAUGUAAAUAACAGAUUUGUGAUCAUAGUUUGAAAGUUGUCAUAUAGUAUUAUAUUUGAAGAUAUCUGCUUGUAGAUAAAACUAUAAUCAUCUGAUAUCUAUUGUACCUGACUCAAAAUUUGUGAUAGUUCCUGUAUUUCUUUCUUAGUAAUUACUCUUUCCUGUUCUGUCAUUGUUAAUGCAUAUUACUCAUAUGUUUCAAAAAUAUAUAUUUUACAAUAAUUGUGAAUUGUGUCUUUCAGCCACAAUUUGUUCAACAUUCCAUUACUCAGACUGAGCUAUAUUGAUAUUUGUACAGAACGUGUUUAAUACAAAACUUCAAUGAUCCGGUAUUUUGGUAGUUGGAAUGAAAGACUAGAGAUAUCGUAUGUGUUGCUCAUAAAAAUAAAAGAUUCUGACAUGCCACUUUCAAAUCAGAUUAUUAAUAAAAUGUAUGAAUAAUGUUCUGUACUUUUUUUUCUUUCUUGGAGAUGACAAGAGUGUAAAAUGAGAAUAUAUAUAGUUCAUGUAAUAAACCUGUAACUUUUAUGUAUGAGAAUACAUUGCUGUUUGUUGACUGAACAGUUAAUUAGUUUGAUUACUCUUCAUUGUACUUCUGAGCAAACAUUCAUCUGUUUCAUUUUAAACUUGUUAAAUAAUUGUUUAGCUCUUUUAUAUAUUGACAGCAGUAGAGGAGAGACCAAAUUCAAAGCUUUAUCUAUGAAAUAAAAGAAAGUUUACUAUGUGUGAUAUUGAAUACUCAGUAAUAAAUAGUACUUGUGGAAUUUAUAAGAGUAAAUAAGUAAUUUCUAUUUAACAUUAUUUAGUUGUGUAGUUGAUGGUGGGCAGUGUUGCAGCUUCAUUUAUCUGUCUUCAUGUAGUUUAUUCUGAACAGUAUUACAGUGUGUUCUUUUUUAGCACAAUGUGUGCACUUCAGUGAUUAUUUAUUCCAUUCAAAAAGUGCUUAUAAUCAAUGGCCUCAUGAUGAAGUUAUAUUUACACUGGUUAACCCCUUAGGUGUGAAUUCCCAACCACCCUUGUAGUGUGAUUUUUACUGCAUGUAUUUGAAGGUGCUAUGUACAAUGCACACUACAAACACUAUAUCAGCUAAACUACACAAGAAAGCAUUCUGAGAAAGAUAGUACACACAGUACUAUAAAAAUGAAACGGACAAAUUUCUUCAGUUACAAACAGUGUAGCAUGGCUUUAAAAAUAACAUUUCAAAGUGUGUGUGUAUGUGUGUAUGUGUGUGUGUGUGUGUGUGUGUGUGUGUGUGUGUGUGUGUGUGUGUAAAUAAUGGAAUAUAAGUUGGUUUUGUGCAGGAAUCGGUAUUGACUGUUCUGUGCCAUCUUCAGUAAAGCACAAAAUAAAUGCUUACAGAAGAGAAAUAAAUUAACUUUUUCCUAAUCAUGUCAUCGUUUUGUUGUUAUCAGUUCAAACAUUACUAUGCAGGUCUCCAUUUUAUCCUGUCUUGUACUGCAGCCUACAACCAUUUAAACUUGCUUACCUUAUUCAAGCUGUGUUCUUCCUCCACAACUGAUACCUUAUACAUAUCCCAUCAUUACCAAAUUACCUAUUCUUUGUUGGUUCUUGAUGUCUCCUAUUAAGCUGUCCCUUCAUUUAGUAAAGAUGCACUGGGAAGUUACUUUCUACUCACAGCUACAGUACCUCUUCAUUAGUUACACAAUGUACCCAUUAAUCUUUAGACUUUAUCUUUAGCACCACAACUGAGAAGAACUUGUAGUUUCUUCUUUUCUGGGCUGUCUAUCAUUAAUGUUUUAUUUCCAUAUUAAGCUACACUCAAGACAAAUACUUUUUGUGUUUUGAAAUCACUUUGACAACAGAGGAGCCAAACCUGUUGCCUGUAUUUUAACUUUAUAUCAAAAAUUUGUGAAGGUUAUUAUUAAUCUAGAUGUAGCUUGUAAUCUUUCACCUCCCACAUUAAAAAUUUAAACUUUCUUGAUUGUUGCUAAGAAAAUGCCAUUCAACAAAAGUUUUCCCACACAUUAUAAUGAAAGAAAUAAAAAAUAUGUUCAGAAUGUAAUGACAUGUACCAUUUCAUACAUUGAAUGCAUAGCAGAGUAGCAGACAGCACAGCACAUGCUGUCAAACAUGCAUGAAGGGUUAAUUACUGUUAAAUUGUGAUUACUUAACAUUUUAAUGGACUAUGCAAAAUUAAUGAAAUUUAUUAUUGUUUAUUUGGCUGUAGUGGUAGAAUUUAAAAAAAGUUGCAGAGUUGUAAAACUAAUGUAUUACUGUCACUAUCUGCACAUUUAUGAAAAUAAGAUUGCAUAGUGUGUCUGGAAUAUAUUUUUGUAUGUGUUCCAUACAAACUGAAUGUUAAUUUGCUGUUUGAUGCUGUAAAAUGAUUGAUUUUGGACAUGUAAAUCUUUUCAAGGUAAAUAAAAAACACACUGCUGGCAUUAGAGACAGAAAAUCA